Molecule: messenger RNA, 1687 nt
Organism: Triplophysa dalaica
Lineage: Eukaryota; Metazoa; Chordata; Actinopteri; Cypriniformes; Nemacheilidae
Gene: fam110c
Product: family with sequence similarity 110 member C
Exons: 2
Source: RefSeq, a predicted model, not a curated record
AUGCACAGAUAAAUGCUUAAGAAAACGCAAGGAUCGGCCGACGUGGACGCGUCGCGCAUUCUUGGGAAGGGUCCCGAGUUCCUGAGGAAACAGAUUGAACGCGAAAACGAGGGGAAUGUGGGACGCGUCAGCGCUGUGGAGAGACUGGCGGCCAGUAAACCGCAAUACGUUAAAAGUCAACAGGUAGGCAGUUCACCACAAGAGCCCGUCAGCCUCGGAUCUGCGCUCGUGGGCAGUCAAAGGUCCUCAAACGGGCACGGUUCCGUUAGGAAAGCCAACAGCGUCGAUGUUGAGGAUGCACCGAAGCGUCAAGAAGAGACCAAUGUGGUGAGACGGAUCAGCUCGAAAAAACGCGAUUCGAUUCUGUUGUACAGACAGAAGUGUGAACUCUUGCGAGGGUCCCCCGGCGGAAUAAAAGCACUGAUUAAAAAGUCAAUUAAUGGCAAGACAAGCGCGUUUCCCGAAGCGCAAAGUGAUCGUUUCAAUUGUGAGACUGAGCUUGGCUCCACGCGUAAAGAGUCUUCGUUCACUUCGCUCGUCUUAAACGGGUCGACAAAGCUGGACCCGCGAUCACGUGAGUCAGGUGACCCACCAAGAGCCCCUUGUCACCGGAGAGUGGCCGAAACCCAGGAGCAGGAGGUUAAGAGCCGAAGGGGGGUGGCGCGCUCCAGCUCCGACAUCAGUUCGCGCUACUCGAAAAACUUUGUGGACUUCGACGUCUUCUUCAAGUACUGCGGCCUCGAGGGAGACGUCAUCGAGUCCAUGGGCAAAGAAAACUUCUACGCGCGCUCGGACGACCUCGGCUGCAGAAUUCGGAGUGUCAGCGUUGAGACGUCGGAAGACGCGUUUUCUAACAGCAGCGGGCACAGCGACGGACUUCAGGAGGACGAGCUUCAGGAGAAAGUGAGCCAAGGGUCAUCCGUCGUGGAGCGCAACGCGCGCAUCAUCAAGUGGCUUUACAGCUGCAGAAAUCCACCAGAUUCACCUCAGAUUUUUGACCCUGUUUAGUGUUUACAUAAACUUGGAUUAUGUCAGUCGGUUAAGCCAUUUCUCCAAAAUACGCUUGAUUCUGUUGAUACCUUGUUUCCACUGGAUGCCACGUUACUUGAUUUUUUUUUAUAUCAUUCGUUGCAUAGCCUGCUAUCUAGUUCUGGAGUUGAGACUUUUCCUGCAUGAUUUAGGUUCCCCCUUCCUUUCACUUCAUAUCUUGUUCUCGUGUUUAAUCUGGGUUUAAUGAAAGUGGGCCCGAGGGCCAAAAUUGGGUUCUAGCUGUAUUUCAGUGUUAUGUGAAGAGUGGGCUGCUUAUUCAUUUUUACUUUCAUGAUAGUUUACAAAGACAUUUAAAAGUUUACACUAAACAGUCCAUCAUAUAUGCCUUUCGGCAAUGGAAUGCACAAAAUAGCAUCUGGCCUUGAGAUAUGGAUUAACACGGCCUUAAACAAACACUCGACUUCUGUUCGUUGGGUAACAGGAAAGAGUGAAGAAAAACUGUUGUGUUCACACCCUGUUUGGGUGUGUAUCAUUGGUGCCACUGUCACAUAGGUUAUAGGAUCAGGAGUCCUGACUGUCUCGUCAUAUCUUCUUGACUCAGUGAAAAUUCAUCAAGUCGUUUAAUGUUUGCACAAUAAGGUGCGAACAUUCAUACCACCUGGCACGCUAUGUGAAAAUCAUAUUUAAACUACAAAUG